This is a messenger RNA of Pygoscelis adeliae (Adelie penguin), 1877 nucleotides long. RefSeq names its product transmembrane protein 185A (gene TMEM185A). NCBI's taxonomy places the organism in Eukaryota, Metazoa, Chordata, Aves, Sphenisciformes, Spheniscidae. The coding region runs from base 138 to 1034 and encodes 298 amino acids. The transcript is spliced from 6 exons. The record is from RefSeq and is a predicted model, not a curated record.
UUUUUUGUUUGUUUAAUAGCAAAUUUCUUAUUUAUGCCUGCCUGCUGCUUUUCUCUGUGUUGCUCUCUCUCCGUCUGGAUGACAAAAUUCAAUGGAGUUACUGGGCUGUAUUUGCUCCAAUAUGGCUAUGGAAGUUAAUGGUGAUUGUUGGUGCCUCAGUGGGAACAGGAGUAUGGGCCCGAAACCCACAGUAUCGAGCAGAAGGAGAAACCUGUGUGGAGUUCAAAGCUAUGUUAAUCGCAGUGGGCAUCCACCUGCUACUGCUGAUGUUUGAAGUUCUCGUGUGUGACAGGAUCGAAAGAGGAACCCAUUUCUGGCUUCUGGUCUUCAUGCCAUUAUUCUUUGUAUCGCCAGUGUCAGUUGCAGCUUGUGUGUGGGGAUUCCGACAUGACAGGUCUCUGGAGCUGGAAAUCUUGUGUUCAGUCAAUAUUCUACAGUUCAUAUUUAUUGCACUCAGACUAGAUGAGAUCAUCAGAUGGCCAUGGCUUGUUGUUUGUGUUCCACUGUGGAUCUUGAUGUCCUUUCUGUGUCUAGUAGUGCUCUAUUACAUUGUAUGGUCUGUUCUAUUCUUGCGCUCUAUGGAUGUGAUUGCUGAGCAAAGGAGGACGCACAUAACAAUGGCUGUCAGCUGGAUGACCAUUGUAGUUCCACUGCUCACAUUUGAGAUCUUACUAGUGCACAGACUGGAUGGGCAUAAUUCUUUUUCUUUUAUACCCAUAUUUGUUCCUCUCUGGCUUUCACUGAUAACUUUAAUGGCCACAACAUUUGGACAAAAAGGAGGAAAUCACUGGUGGUUUGGAAUUCGCAAAGACUUUUGCCAGUUCCUGCUUGAAAUCUUCCCAUUCUUACGAGAAUAUGGAAAUAUUUCAUAUGAUCUUCAUCAUGAAGAUAAUGAGGAAACUGAAGAAACACCACUGCCUGAGCCACCAAAAAUUGCACCAAUGUUUCGAAAAAAGACUGGCGUGGUCAUUACACAGAGUCCUGGAAAAUAUGUGAUUCCACCUCCCAAAUUAAACAUUGAUAUGCCAGAUUAAGAUCACAGUAGCAUAUUAAGCCUGAACUGGGAAUCAGAAGAUAAAUGUAUUUCAUCUCAUGCCUUGUCCCAAUUACUUUAAAAUAGGUAUUGCUGAAUCAGUGGCUUGGAUUACACAAAUCAGAUCUUGAAGAUAAUCUGAGAGCUUUUCCAGAGAUACGUGGUGGUGUAACUUGUGAACCUUCCUAACGGGUUGGUUGCACGCUUGCCUGUAUAGUAUUUAUAUGAACGUUUUAGCAGUGUAAUAUAUUGUUUAAAAGUCUUGUCAUGUACAGUGUAAGUAUUAUCUAAAAGUAUUUUUUUAAAAACUCUGUAUGAAAUGCCUAUGCUAUUCCAGGUGUCUUUUAGGUCCUAAAUAUACACUUGAUUUCUAUGUCUGUUUUAAAUGCUUUGGGGAUGUCUUAGUAUAGUACCUCUUUACUUCUUUUUCUGUUCAGCCACAAUCAUUGUCUUAACUGCAGAGGCACAGGAGUGUUGCACUUAGGCAAGACUGGAAAGCUUUUUUUGGGGGAAGUAGAAUGUAUAGUAACUUACAUGAAGUUUUUGAGUUAGCUAUGUAAAUUUUCAUGUAAGUAUUUCAACUUUUGCACUAGCUUGGGAGUUAAGUGUUGCUUUUGUUGCUUUUCUAGUUUCAUGUGUUAAUAAUUCUUUGAGCAGCAUGUACACCAUUCUCUCAUUAGACCGGCUGUUUAAUAAGCUGUUCCCUCUUGUUGUGCAUGCAGUCUAUGCCAGAAACAUUAGUUGUAGGUUUUACAGCUGUCAGUUAGCUGGUAUAAAUAUCAUAGCUUGGUCUUCAUUACCAACUUUGUGUUGGUGUAAAUGAUUAAACUUUUCAAGAUAGGAA